CGUUUUAACUACAAGAUCUUGAAUUAGCAAUGAACUCUGUGCAAUGCCUGACUCCAUGACUUGUGUGUAGAUCGAGGACACGGAGGUGCUCCCGGCCAUUGACAGCAAGGGCAAGCAGCCCCUUCACCCAAUGCCCGACGAGGUUGAGCUGCCGCCCACCGCCGAGGAAGACCCGAAGACGCCUGAGGGUGGCGACGACGAGGGCAUGGAGGAGCCCCCCAGCAACAAGCGCCGCAACUACGGCCACUACCAUCAGGAGGAUGGCCCAACUCACUUCUGCAAGGUCAUCCUUGCACCGAAGCUUGAGUGCAUCCCCAUACUCCUGGACUUCACCAAGCACUUUGUCGUGGUGCCGACGGAGUUCAAACUCAGGAACAACACCGGCUGCUCCUGGAAGAUGACGGUCAAGCUGAUGAACGGCAGGGUGACCCUGGAUCAGGGUUGGGCCACCUACGCAGCCGUUCAUCAGAUCAAGAUCGGCUACAUGGUGACGUUCAAGCUCCUCACUCCUGACACCCUCAAGGUCAUCAUCUUCGAUGACGAUGGCAUUGAGGUCGUCAACAAGUGCGGGAAGCACGACGAAGCCUUCGCCGCCAAGGAGUAGGGCCGGGCCACCUCUUUCGAGUGUACUAUCG
Triticum urartu is the source of this 635-nucleotide messenger RNA. RefSeq names its product putative B3 domain-containing protein Os03g0621600. The record is from RefSeq and is a predicted model, not a curated record. Lineage: Eukaryota; Viridiplantae; Streptophyta; Magnoliopsida; Poales; Poaceae. Gene Ontology annotation, molecular function: DNA binding.